GUUGGAUGUUUAAAGGAGCAUUUUUGUGGAACGAAAUGUAGGUACUUGUUACUUCAAUGUUCAUAAAUUGCAUAAAUCGUGACUUUCAGAUCAGUCGUACGACACCGCGUUGUUAACACGUAAUAAUAUUUUAUGACCCAUAAUCAAAUUCUCGAUUAUGCAAAUUAAUUACCUUGUUAUUUUAGAUACAUUAAGUAUUACGCGUAUAAAUAUAUAAUUGUUAACGACAUUAUUGAAUUCUUUAACACAACCGCUACGUAUUUAGUGUUAAUUAGCGUACGUUAAUAUAACUAUUUAUUAUAAAGUAAAAUUCCGUCUAGCCAUUUCAGUAGUAACGAAGAUGGUGCGAAGUCGGUCACUGUGUCUGUUCCUAGUGCUAUCGCUAAUAGCGAACGCUUUUAGCGCACCAAAUGAUAUCCACCGCUGGAAACGCGCCUCUGUUGACAAUAGACGGACCCCCAGGGACACAUUGACGUCAUCAGAUAAUUCUGGUGCAAAUUACAAAGAAUUCGAUCCUGAAUCUGAACAAAAGUCAUACAACCCAAGCAGGGACUUGGAACCUGAUGACGACAACGAUGACAAUGACGAUGACGAGGACGACAGUUUCGAGCCAAUGCAACCAGCGGCUACUGUGGGAGGCAGUAACAUCUUCAGUUUGUUAAGACUCGCCAACGCAUUGCUACCUGGUUUAAGCAGUGGAGAUAACCCAAUAUUCCAAAAUAUGCUACGCGAGUUAUUCAUUUAUAAUAACCCAAGAUAUAUCCUGCGACGGCAAGAUAUUGGCGAUAAUGAAAUAGAAAUAGACUAUGAAGUGGAUUUGAAACCACCUCCACCAUCUCCAAGUUUCCAAAGGCAUGAAAAGGAUGAAGAAAAUGAGGAUGAAUCGUCUGAUAGUGAUGAAGAUGAUGACGAUGACAACGAUUCAGAAGUAAACGAUGAAGCAGAAGUAUUUAGUAAAGAAGAGAAAGGGGACGACAACGUUUCUAAAUCGAAACAUGAUUCUGACUCUAAAGAGAAUGGUUCCGAGAAUGAUUCUGAUUAUGAUUCUGAUGAGCCGCCUGGUGGUGAUGGGCAAGGAGGUGGCAUUUUAGGUUUAUUGGCUGGAUUAAGUGGAGGUGAAGACGGUCAAUCUGAUUUGGGAUCUUUGCUUGCUGCAGUAAGCGGUAUAGUGGCAAAUCUCAGUGGCGAUGGCAUAGAUUUAAACAGCUUAAUUGCAUCAGGAAUAGGAUUGUUUGUUGGUUUAUUGUCUGAAGGGGAAGAGAAUCCAGGAGCUGUGAUCGCCAGUUAUCUACUUACGUCAUUGGACACUAUCACGGGCGGUGGAGCACAAAAUAAUGGUGCGUUCUUCGGAAAUUUUGUAUCCAAACUGAUUAAAGGAACAAGUGCGGCCGGUAAUCCUGAAGCCAGUUCUGAAGAGGACCCUAACAAGAUGCCAAUGGCCGACUCGGCAGGAUUCUUCUUAAGUCUUAUUAUGUCCCUACUUGGAGACAUGUCGAAAACCAGUUCAGGAGGCAGUUCUUAAAUCCCUAGUGAAAUGGAAAUCGAACUAUUCGGUCCAAUGGAAAACGGAAAUUGUGUUCAAACUUGUACAGAUAGACUGUAAAAUAUUUUAAUCAUAAUAAAAAAAAAAACUGUUUGGAAUGUAGCAAGUAAGAUUAUUUGCCACUGACUUAUAUUAUUGCCAUUUCGAAUAGAUAUAUUACUAUAAACAGAAUUCUAGGCAUAAAUGUUAUAC
This is a messenger RNA of Galleria mellonella (greater wax moth), 1735 nucleotides long. Its product is annotated as clumping factor B. The coding region runs from base 341 to 1522 and encodes 393 amino acids. Lineage: Eukaryota; Metazoa; Arthropoda; Insecta; Lepidoptera; Pyralidae. The transcript is spliced from 8 exons. The record is from RefSeq and is a predicted model, not a curated record.